AUGGACCUUGAAGAGCCUCAUUUCCCAUACUACCCAGCGCCAGCAAUGGUAGACAUUCUAAGCGUGGAAGCCGACCCUGAUUUUGAAGUAACAUCAUUGAUACCUAUAAAGAGCCAACCACAGCCUGGUUGGGGAGUUUGGCCGGAUGCCUUCAACGACGAUCUUCGCACCUCCACUCGCAAGGCUAAACCAGCUUCACCAAAAGUUCUAAAACCAAGGAAGACACGAAAGAUAAGUGUCACGCACCGUAAGCAGAGAUGCAUAAGCAACUACUUCCAGGCUGCAGCUUCUUCCCGAACCUCAAACAACAAAAUUCUGGAGCUUUUGUCUGGAAUUUGUGAACAAAUAUCCAACAUUCAAAACAAGCAGAGGCUGAUCCACAAAUUUGUUGAACAGAAAACAAAAAUCAACCAAGCAGACAAAGCAUGUCAGACUGAGUCACCAAACCUACCUACGGCUAUGGAUGAAGAUCACACUUUCACUCAAUCUCCUGUUAUCAGCCAAUACAAGGCACAAAUGUUACGAAAGGAAGCAACUCCUGAACCCGUCCACACUUCUCCUAACCAGACUUCUCCUAUCCACACUUCUCCUAACCAGACUUCUCCUAUCCACACUUCCCCUACCCAAACAUCUCCUAUCCACACAUCACUUAUCUCCACCUCUCCUAUCAAAACCUCCACCCCUGUCCAUAACGCCCACUUCUCCAUAACACCCCCGAACACUUCUCCCAACCACACAUUUGCCAACCCUUUCAACGACACACCCAUCCAAGAAAGAACCCCCACUCAGCCAACUCAACCUUCUCAAUAUCGGAAUGGUGUCAUAUACGAUGCUAGUGAGCACCCUGAUAGCCCUGAAAUCAACCAUAUCCUAUACCACGGUAAACUAAUCUUCGACCCCAUAAGUCCAGACCCCCCCUCUCUCAUUCAACCUAAAUACGACUCCUCAAUCAAUCCAUCUACGCAAAGACGUAUUUUUCCACUCUCACCCUUCCCUUUGACCCCCUCUACUUCUCCCAAUAAGAGUUCAGACAUUCUCCAAGGUUUCGUAGGCCAUGCGUCAGGUAUCAACGCAUUCUCAGCCACCGCUACAUCCACCCAUGACUCUGUUGUGGAAUACAAUGUACCCAAGCCUCAGGUGCGAAACUUAAUGCUCCUCUGCAUUUUUUAA
Molecule: messenger RNA, 1170 nt
Organism: Eruca vesicaria subsp. sativa (arugula)
Lineage: Eukaryota; Viridiplantae; Streptophyta; Magnoliopsida; Brassicales; Brassicaceae
Source: the annotation of a GenBank genome assembly